GUUACAGAAAAAGAAGUGCGCCAAUGGUACAAAGGCUUCCUUAAAGACUGCCCGAAUGGCUUGUUGACAGAACAAGGGUUCCUGAGAAUAUACAAGCAGUUCUUUCCUCGAGGGGAUCCAUCCAAAUUCGCGUCGCUGGUUUUCAGGGUGUUCGACGAAAAUAAGGACGGCUCCAUUGAAUUUGAAGAGUUCAUCCGGGCACUUUCAGUGACGUCCAGAGGCAACGUUGAAGAGAAAUUACUCUGGGCGUUUAAACUCUACGACGUCGACAACGACGGUUUCAUCACGCGAGAAGAGAUGUACAACAUCGUAGAUGCUAUAUACGAAAUGCUGGGUAGCCAAGAAAAAGAAGACGAGGAGGAUGACCCGCGGGCCAGGGUUGAUCGAAUCUUCGAGCAACUGGACAAGAACCAAGACAACAAGCUGUCCUUAGACGAGUUCAAAGAAGGCUCAAAACACGACCCGAAGAUAGUCCAAGCUUUGUCCCUGUACGCGCCCUAACCAAGAUGAAGGCACUCGCCUCCCUUCCCUGCACUCUACAAGACACCCUUCUUCGCCUCUACAAGCCACGUCUAAAACAGACAACAGCAGCAACAGUAGUUGCAGCAGCUCAAGCCUGAAUCCAAGCCGGCAGCCAAAGACAAGUCACUUUCAAGUCAAGACUGGGGAUGUCACGAAUUCGUCGAGGUUCGAGUUCGACCAGGUUCAACUUUUUCGAGCUUUUAGCUCGAGUUUCGACUAAAGUUUGACUAAAGUUCGACUUUCGUGCGUAUGGGCGACCAUUGAAAGAAGGGCUCACGCCACCUGGCCUAGGAUAAUCACAUUUAUUGGGUCUGUCGUUUCUUGGUUUCGUAUCAAUAGAU
Molecule: messenger RNA, 863 nt
Organism: Ixodes scapularis (black-legged tick)
Lineage: Eukaryota; Metazoa; Arthropoda; Arachnida; Ixodida; Ixodidae
Product: frequenin-1
Exons: 7
Molecular function (GO): calcium sensitive guanylate cyclase activator activity; calcium ion binding
Source: RefSeq, a predicted model, not a curated record